AUGGAUGAAAAAAUAAAUAAACAAGAAAAGGAUUUUUCAUCUAAUUUUCUAACACGUACAACAAUACGUGAAGCAAAUCAUCAUUUACAAAUGUUGCAUCAACAUAAUCAAGAAUUAGAACAAAUAGUUGGAAAACAGAAAGAAGAAUUAAAACAUAAAGAUUUGAUCUAUGUGGAAUUAUUUAAAGCAAAGCAAUUAUUAGAAAAUCAUUGUCAACAAUUGAAAAUCUUACUCGAUGAUCGAACACGACGUUUGCAAGUGUUUGAAAGAAAAGAAAGAUUAUUUCGAGAAACAAUUGAAUUAAAACCAGCUAUUGAAUCAUUAUUAGAUGUAUUGAAUACAUUUGAAAAAGAAGAUUCUAUUUUAUCAUCGACAUCAAUGCAAUCUCUACAAACAGUAAACCAAAAGAAAAAUAUGAAUGUUGUUCAUAAAACAGAUACUGUUUAA
Rotaria socialis is the source of this 447-nucleotide messenger RNA. Lineage: Eukaryota; Metazoa; Rotifera; Eurotatoria; Philodinida; Philodinidae. The record is from the annotation of a GenBank genome assembly.